Messenger RNA from Acaulospora morrowiae, 267 nucleotides. The record is from the annotation of a GenBank genome assembly. Lineage: Eukaryota; Fungi; Glomeromycota; Glomeromycetes; Diversisporales; Acaulosporaceae.
AUGUCGACUGAAGCAAUCAGUCCAAUUACCUUGGAAAAGUUUGAAGAUAGAGUGAAAGGAGGCAAUUUUCUCCAUAAAAAUAUACGUACUGGAAAAGCUGAGGAAAAUGAUGGUUAUCCGCGGAAUUUACCCCAGGCAUCUCGAGUUCCUUUGCAAAAUGUACUGGAUUUACAACAAAAUCCAGUUACAAAGCUGAAUUCAAAGCAUAGAAGUACGUUUUUAGUUAUCAUUAAAGCUGCAAGAGUGAUGAACGGAAAUAACAUUUAA